Molecule: messenger RNA, 201 nt
Organism: Mesocestoides corti
Lineage: Eukaryota; Metazoa; Platyhelminthes; Cestoda; Cyclophyllidea; Mesocestoididae
Source: the annotation of a GenBank genome assembly
AUGUGUUCAACUAUCCCCUUUGCAAUCGAAGCUGCUGGCUGUGAUGGUGUGGUUUUGAAUCUGGCGCUGUUCGUUUGUGUCCAAUCAGAUAACAGUGGACGCGCUCUGAACAUGUCGAACGGCCUCAACGCAACAGCGACGGUGACAGAGGACGACGAGGUGGAUGGGCCAAUGAACAAACAGGUGAGUGCCACGUUUUGA